Messenger RNA from Jaminaea rosea, 1224 nucleotides. RefSeq lists its product as hypothetical. NCBI's taxonomy places the organism in Eukaryota, Fungi, Basidiomycota, Exobasidiomycetes, Microstromatales. Gene Ontology annotation, cellular component: endoplasmic reticulum tubular network. Gene Ontology annotation, biological process: endoplasmic reticulum tubular network organization. The record is from RefSeq and is a predicted model, not a curated record. The transcript has 4 exons. The coding region runs from base 1 to 1224 and encodes 407 amino acids.
AUGGCCUGGACAGCCGUCCUCUCCCCAUUAUCAUGGUUCCGCCGACCAGCGAAAACAGAUUACGAGGAGGUCCUGGCCGAUCUGGCUGCAGAGAUUGAGGUGACCCAGACGAACCUGGUGCAGAUACGGGCCAGGACACGGAGAGCCUCGUUGAUUCUGCCAUUUUGGGCUAGUCUCAUUUGGCUUAUAUGGACGGUUGGGUGCUACUGGCUCGGGCUGUUGACGGGGGAGGAGGCGAUGGGGAAAGAUGCAUGGCUUGUUUGGUGGCCGAUUGUCGCUACGCCGAUACUUGUCUUCUUCGCGCGAAGAAUCGUCAAAUGGUGGUACAGAAGAGUUGGCGCAGCAGAAGACAAACACCUCAAGGAACUCCAUCGGCAACGCAGAGAGAAGGUGGAAGAAAUCAAGCGUGCAACACGAUACGAUCACCUGAGAAAGCUGCUCGAGAAGUACGACGACGAGGGCAAGGCGGCAGGACGAGGGCAGCAGACCGGCAAACAGACCGCUCAACAGAAGCCAGCGCAGCAGACAGCGGGUCAGCAGCAGCAACCGCGACCCCCACAAGGAUCUCAGGCGAUGCCCAUGACCCCAGGAAGAGGCACGAUGCCGCCCAUGGCAGCAGGCGGUCAGCCGCCGCUACCCUCAGGCAUGCGAGGUGCGGCUCCCCCACAGCAAUUCGUGCGCCCACCGCCUCCGGCAGCACCAGUACAGCGCACCUGGCUGGAUCGUGUGGCCGAUGCAGUCCUGGGCGCAGAUGCAGGGAGCUCCACGUUGGGCCCGGAGCAGAAGUACGCCCUUAUCUGCUCGCAGUGCAAGCGACACAAUGGGCUGGCGACGAGGGAUGAGUUUGAUGAGAUUCAGUAUAUCUGCCCACACUGCGGUUCCUUCGAAUCACGGCGUCCCUCCUCCACGCCCAUCUCGGGCUCUCCCUUCCGGCCACAAAGAGCCAUCGCAACACCUCAGAUGACACAGAGCAAGGGAGGCAGCAGCUCCCUAGCCGCGCCGCAGAGGAGGACGAAUGAUCUUGGAGACGUCAGCACAGACUCGCCGCCGCCUGCCUCUCCUCUUGCAGGAGGGGGCCACUCAGACGAGGAAGCGGAGGCAGAGCGAGAAGUGGUGGAGGGCAAGGCUGGAGAGGAGGAUUUGGCGGAGGGUCAACAGAGGUCAAGGGGGUUGAGCAAAAGGGUGACAAGGAGUAGCUCAGGGCAGGGAAUGGAGGUGGAUUGA